AUGCGUUCCUCCCACGGCGCAGCUGUUGCUGCUCUGGCAGCGGCAGCCAACGCUGCAUCUCUCGCCGAUGUCUGCACUGUCUCCAAGGUGCGGUCCGCCCUUCCUUCGAACGGAACUCUUCUCGGUAUCAACCUGAUUCCUUCCGCCGUGACUGCGAGCGCGGUCUACAACUCUACCUCUAGCGGCGGCAUGGGUGGCAUGGGUAGCUCCAGCAGUGCCAACUACCCGUACUGCAAUGUGACGGUCGCCUACACUCACACUGGUAAAGGCGACAAGGUGGUUGUCAAGUAUGCCUUCCCCCAGCCUUCCGACUUCAAGAACCGGUUCUACGUUGCCGGCGGUGGUGGCUACUCCCUCUCCUCCGAUGCCACUGGCGGUCUGGAGUACGGUGCGGCGUCUGGUGCCACCGAUGCGGGUUACGAUGCCUUUAGCUACAGCUACGACGAGGUGGUUCUCUACGGCAACGGAUCGAUCAACUGGGACGCCACGUACAUGUUCGCCUACCAGGCCCUGGGUGAGAUGACCACUCUCGGCAAGACAUUGACCAGAAAUUUCUACGGCCUGUCCAGCGAUGCCAAGGUCUACACCUAUUACGAAGGAUGCUCCGACGGUGGACGUGAAGGAAUGAGCCAGGUUCAGCGCUACGGCGAUCUUUACGACGGCGCCAUCACCGGUGCCCCAGAUUUCCGCUACGCCCAGCAGCAGGUCAACCACGUCUUUCCCUCGGUUGUCGAGACGACUCUUGACUACUACCCUCCACCUUGCGAACUGGCCAAGAUCGUCAACGCCACCAUCGAGGCCUGUGACCCUCUCGACGGCCGCACUGAUGGUGUUGUCUCCCGCACCGACCUCUGCAAACUUCACUUUGAUCUUUCGAAGAUCGUCGGUGAGCCGUACUAUUGCGCAGGGGUGACGAGCACCUCGCUCGGCUUCGGCUUCAGCAAGCGCCAAGCCCCGGGCAGCACGACCAGCUACCAGCCUGCGCAGAACGGCACCGUCACCAAGGAGGGUGUGGCUGUCGCCAAGGCCAUCUACGACGGGCUGCACAACACCCAGGGCGAGCGCGCCUACCUCUCCUGGCAGAUUGCCUCGGAAUUCUCCGACGCGACCACCGAGUGGAACAACGACACCGGCUCCUGGGAGCUUAGCAUCCCGUCCACCGGCGGUGAAUUCGUGACCAAGUUCGUCCAGCUCCUGGAUCUCGACAACCUGUCCACCCUGGACAAUGUCACGUACGACACCCUCGUCGAAUGGAUGAACACCGCCAUGUUUCGCUACCUGGACAGCCUGCAGACCAUCGUGCCGGACCUUACCACCUUCAAGUCCUCAGGCGGCAAGCUGCUGCACUACCAUGGUGAAUCCGACCCCAGUAUCCCCGCCGCGUCGUCCGUGCACUACUGGCAGUCUGUGCGCUCGAUCAUGUACCCCGGUGUGUCGGCCUCGAAGAGUCUGGAGGACCUCCAGGAGUGGUACCAGUUUUAUCUUAUCCCCGGUGCGGCGCACUGCGGUACCAACUCCCUGCAGCCCGGUCCUUACCCGGAGAACAACAUGAACAUCAUGAUCGACUGGGUGGAGAAGGGCGUGCGGCCGACCCGGCUGAACACCACGGUGUCCUCUGGCGACUACGCCGGCGAGACCCAGAUGCUCUGCCAGUGGCCUACCCGUCCUCUGUGGAAGAACAGCUCGACCUUUGACUGUGUCAAUGACGAGAAGUCGAUCGAGAGCUGGACCUACACCUUCCCUGCCUUUAAGGUUCCAGUCUACUGA
Messenger RNA from Aspergillus viridinutans, 1767 nucleotides. Its product is annotated as putative tannase. The coding region runs from base 1 to 1767 and encodes 588 amino acids. NCBI's taxonomy places the organism in Eukaryota, Fungi, Ascomycota, Eurotiomycetes, Eurotiales, Aspergillaceae. The record is from RefSeq and is a predicted model, not a curated record. The transcript has a single exon.